CACCCUCAUUUGCUGGGGAUGUCCCUUCGCCAGUUCUGUGUUCAAAAUUGUCGAUACGAUCUACGCGCGGCCUAGAACUCCGCUCAGUUUGCGCCUGUACUCUAUCGGCGAUGGAUGGUCCAGAGUUUGAGAUUAGGAUUUGUAGAUUUUGUCUACGGUCCUCGGCGGAGGAGGAGGAGUUGGUGAACGUUUGUGAGGAUGUGGAGUUGGCGUUCAAGAUCAUGGCGUGUUUGAGUUUGGAGGUCGAUCCCGAGGACGGACUUCCGGCGACGAUCUGCGCCGAGUGUUUGAAGUUGAUGGAGAAGUUGGCGCUGUUCAGGGAUCAGUGUGGAAGGGCGGAGCUGUUGUUGAGGGCCUCAAAGCAUAGUAAGGUGCCGCUGUUGGAAAAGUUUGAGCGGGUGAGAUUUGAUAGUGAGGAGCGACGGGCUGUUGGAGUUGAUGUGGGUGUUCAAGUGGAGGAGUUGGUGUGUGAAGAACCCGUGGCGAGUGAUGCUGGUGGUGUUGAUGAUGUCUUUUCGGUGGAGCAGUUCCGUUUGGAUCUGGAUGACGAAGGUUGGCAACUGGCGGAUGAACCUGACGACGAGCUGUUGGUUGACUUGACGCGGGACUUGUACGGUGAAGAAGAUGCUGGUGGUACUAAGGUUUGUGAAGAUGUGCACAAGAACGAGGAGCAGGUUCAACCUGAAGAGGAGCCAAUCAGCAUUCAGGAGAAUACUGUAUCAAAUUCUGAAAUAUUGGACAUCUCCGACGAAAGUCGAUCGACAAGUCCAAGUCCAAGUGAGCACUCGGAUUCUUCUUCCCUGGACACGUGCAGUUUUGUGUCGAACAAAGAACUUCGCGAACGAAUGGAAGAAAUGCUACUAGCUGACGAUCUUGAGCAAGCUCAAUCUAUCGAUGGAAGCGAAACGCGUAGUUUGGUGACUGGCUUCGACGUAGACAGUCCACGGAAGUCGCCAUCAUUGGAAAUCUUCGAUCUAACGAGCUCACCAGAACCAGCACGAAUCGACUCUCCUAGGCCAAAGACACCCCAGCCAAGCUUCGCGGAAGCGAUGCGAAUGCUGGCAGUAUCUCCCGAAACACCCAGCAAGUCCGCUUCAUCCAAGCAUAACUGGAGCACAAUCCUCAACCGGAACAAGGUAGUUCCACAAACCCCAAGAGCCGAAGACGAUGAAGACCCCCUCGAAUCCCAGCUUCGCCAAAUCGCUGGAAUGCCGGACACCCCCGCUUCCCCCGAUCCGGAUACCCCCGCCUCUCCAGAUCUGGACACCAUCUUCGGCGAGUACGACCCAAUAUCCGACGGCGAAGAUCAACCGCUGGACAUCUACGCGGGAUGCGAACCAAUUUCGGACGAAGACACCGUAGUGGCAGAUCGCAACAUGGCGACGACCCCCAAGAAACCCAUCGCGAUCCCGGAUGAUGCCGCCACCCCGGAGGAGAUCUUCGACUGCGACCUGUGCGACAAGUUCUACCCGAGGUUGACGCUGCUGGAGACGCACUACCGGACGUACCACACGUCGCCGCAGAAUCGAAGUGGUGGCGCUAGGAUGUCCAUCGUGAUCGAUAACCCCACGCGGAAGUGUCCCAAGUGCGGCGAGAUGGUGCACAAGGCGUCGUUUUGGGCGCACAAGAAGUCGCACAAUGGUGGGGAGCGGCAGCUGAUUAAUUACGAUAGGGCGGAUGUGACGAUUUGAUUGAGAUGUGUGCCAUUUUUGGAAAAUUUUAAAUUUUCCGGAAGCCACAUUUUAAAUGACGAAGGACAAUUUUCCAUCAAUUUAUUGUAGAUUGUAAGCAAUACAAACGCAUAUUUAGUAUUUAUUUCAAACGUCAAUAUACAUUUUAACUCUU
Culex quinquefasciatus (southern house mosquito) is the source of this 1845-nucleotide messenger RNA. RefSeq lists its product as uncharacterized. The record is from RefSeq and is a predicted model, not a curated record. Gene Ontology annotation, molecular function: zinc ion binding. The transcript has 2 exons. Gene Ontology annotation, cellular component: nucleus. Lineage: Eukaryota; Metazoa; Arthropoda; Insecta; Diptera; Culicidae. Bases 111 to 1691 code for a protein of 526 amino acids.